This is a messenger RNA of Wallemia ichthyophaga EXF-994, 1074 nucleotides long. Its product is annotated as Cellulose-growth-specific protein. The record is from RefSeq and is a predicted model, not a curated record. The transcript has a single exon. NCBI's taxonomy places the organism in Eukaryota, Fungi, Basidiomycota, Wallemiomycetes, Wallemiales, Wallemiaceae. The coding region runs from base 1 to 1074 and encodes 357 amino acids.
AUGCACUUCUCACAAGCCAUCGCGACAGCACUACUUAGCGCAAUGCCGGUCAUUGCAGCGCCAGUGCCAACACCAAUGAGUAUGUCAUCAAAACAAAGCCAGAUGGUAUCGCCGGACCUGAUACGAGCAGCGCAAGCAAGCGAGCCUGUAGCAAUAAAGGAUGUAAAGUCGCACGACCUAACGUGUGGCAGGGGAGCGUCGGUGCAGCACCAAGACCACCCUGUCGCUAUAGACGCAGGCACGCAGCUGCAGAUGCAAUGGAGCGACGACUGGAAGCACUCCAUCGGACCUAUAAUGACAUACCUCGCUGCGUGCGUCGACAACGACUGUGCUCAGUCCGACGUAACUACACUCGAAUGGUUCAAGAUCGACCAGAAGGCUGCCGAUGCGAGUGGGGCUUGGUGGCAAAGCGAGUUGGAUACGCAGCGCAUAUACGUGCCUAUCCCUGCCGCCUUGCGUGAGGGCAAUUACAUAGUGCGUCAUGAAGUAAUCGUGCUCGAUCAGGACCCUGUGCUGUUCUUCCCGGCCUGCGCUGCGCUGAAUGUGCGCAACCAGAACCAAGUUGAGGUUGAGGGCGUAGAGACUUACCCAUCGUCAAACUUCACGGUGGAAAUACCAGGUGCUUACGGUGAAGACGACGAGGGGUUGCAGAGCGUGGAUGAGGCCUUUGACGCUCACAGUUACGUCUUCCCAGGUCCACCCGUCUGGCAGCCAGAUGUGGAUGGAUUGGUAGAGAGCGCAUCGAGCGAUGGGUUCUACGAGGCGGCUGAAAUGGAUGUAGAGAUGGCUGGCGAUGCUUAUCAGGUGCAGUUUUUAGCGCCAAAUAUCACAUCGAGCGUCGAGUUUGUCAGUAGCACCGCGACUACACUGAUGCCUACGAUGACAGUGGAAAGCGUGAGUAGCACGACAAGCAGCACUUCCACGGGUACAGCUACAGCUACACCAUCCCCCACUCCUUACCACGCGCAACUAUCACCGCUCCCAACAGAUAUAAAUCACGGUGAGAGCGGCGGUGAAGCGGAAGAUGGGCCAUCUUACGAUGACGGUAGCUGGAAUCCAACAAAGUAUGACUAA